AUGACCCUUCCACAAGCACCGACACCGCCACGGCCGCUUCCUACGGGUCCGUUGGCCGCGAUACCAACAUUCUUCAAGGUCGACACGGAGGAUGUUGAUCACGACAGCAUUGGAGCCCAUGCAAUCAGGCUGGUAAAAAGCGGCAUUGUUGGAAUUGUAACUAUCGGCUCGAAUGGCGAAGCGCCCCAUCUGAGCCACGACGAACGUAUCGCGGUCACUGAGACUACUCGCAAAGCACUGGACGAAGCAGGUUUCGGCCAGAUUCCCAUCAUCAUGGGCGCUUCUGACGCCUCCGUUCGAGGCACACUCAGCCUAAUCCGAGGGGCGGCCAAAGCAGGGGCCGACUAUGUCCUUGUCCUCCCGCCAAGCUACUUUCGUGGGGCCAUGACUGGCUCUGUCAUUUCAGACUUCUACGGGCGAGUGGCCGACUCUUCACCGCUGCCUCUGCUGGUAUAUAGCUUUCCGGCGGUUGCAGCGGGCAUCGAGAUGGACUCGGACUUGAUUACCAUAAUCUCACGCCAUCCAAAUGUCGUAGGUACCAAGUUCACAUGUGGCGACACGGGCAAGUUGGCCCGUGUCGCGCGUGCCAUGGACGCAAUGACUCCUCAUGCCACCAAUUCGGGGUACGUGUGCUAUGGAGGGCUGGCUGAUUUUGGCCUGAUGGCGCUUGUCGCUGGAGGGUCGGGGUUCAUUGCCGGCGGAGCAAAUAUCUUUCCCAAGACCUGUGCGCGGCUGUGCGAAGCUUUCAAACUGGGGGGUCUACCAAAGGCGAUGGAAUUUCAGAGACUGUUGUCUGCUGGUGAUUGGCCGCAUACCGCUGCUGGCAUCGCGGGCACCAAGGGGGUUCUCGAGAGGUUCAAUGGCUACGGUGGUGUUCCCAGGCUGCCGCUACAGCCCUUAAAUGCAAGUCAGUUGAACUCGAUCAUUAAUCUCACGAUGGAGGUGAUUAAAGUGGAGGACAACUUAGAGCCUCCCCAACAUAGCUGA
Molecule: messenger RNA, 987 nt
Organism: Fonsecaea multimorphosa CBS 102226
Lineage: Eukaryota; Fungi; Ascomycota; Eurotiomycetes; Chaetothyriales; Herpotrichiellaceae
Exons: 1
Coding region: 1-987 (328 amino acids)
Molecular function (GO): 4-hydroxy-tetrahydrodipicolinate synthase activity
Source: RefSeq, a predicted model, not a curated record